UGAUCUGGGUGACCUAAAGUCAGUUUCAAUCUUUAACGUUAAAUCUGAAGAGUCUCUUUUAGAACUUAGUGAUAUGGAUGCAUUUGUAUUAAGUAGUCACUGUAAUCUGAAAUUAACUAGACAACUUAGCUAG
Molecule: messenger RNA, 133 nt
Organism: Funneliformis geosporum
Lineage: Eukaryota; Fungi; Glomeromycota; Glomeromycetes; Glomerales; Glomeraceae
Source: the annotation of a GenBank genome assembly